AAAAACACUGCGGACUCUCCGGCUGCUGCAGUUCCACCUCCGGUCCACUAGGUGGCAGCGCUGUGUUCAGCGCCAUGUUCCGUAAUCCAAGAUGUCUGCGCCCUGAAGGAUGCUGCUAACGGCGUGAAGGUACAGGACAAGUGACAGUGGAUGGAUUCUCAGUUGACUCGGAGGCAGAUUUAAGGCUUUCCAGAAAUACCAGGAUGUCAAAGAUCUCCAAGGCAGCCAAGGCCGUGAAGAAGUUGGAUACUGGCGGUUUAAUCCGCGCUAUAGUGAGGUCAGGACAAGCUGCCCCUGGACCCCCGCUAGGCCCCAUCUUGGGACAGAAAGGAAUCCCCAUCGGGCAGUUCUGCAAGGACUUCAACGAGAAGACCAAGGACCUGAAGGAAGGCAUCCCUCUCCCGAUCAAGAUCCAUGUCAAGCCGGACAGGACUUAUGACCUGAAGAUCGGCCAGCCCACGAUUUCUUACUUCCUCAAACAAGCAGCAGGCAUCGAGAAAGGCGCUGGAAAGACAGGACAUGAGACGGCAGGGAUGGUGUCGGUUAGGGCGGUGUAUGAAAUCGCACAGGUGAAAUCCCAGGAUGAGUGCUUCAAAAUGAAGAACACCCCCCUAGAGACGGUCGUCAAAUCCAUCGUGGGCUCGGCCCGGUCGCUGGGCAUCAAGAUCGUCAACGAUCUAUCUGCUGACGAGUACAAACUCUUCAUGGAGCAGAAAGAGGAAAGGUUGAAAGCAGAUGCUGCUGCCGCUGCAGCUGCUGAAGCAUCUGCAGCUGAAGCUACCUCGGGCAAGAAGAAAUAAAGAUCAGCAACGUCCUCCAACCUUGACCCCGCAUUCCUGUUUAUAUUGGCUUUAUACAUGUACCACGUAACACUGUUAAUGUUCUGUGUGUCAGAUCUUAAUAAACGGAUUUAAAACCUG
Molecule: messenger RNA, 920 nt
Organism: Mugil cephalus (flathead mullet)
Lineage: Eukaryota; Metazoa; Chordata; Actinopteri; Mugiliformes; Mugilidae
Gene: mrpl11
Product: mitochondrial ribosomal protein L11
Exons: 6
Coding region: 204-800 (198 amino acids)
Biological process (GO): translation
Cellular component (GO): ribosome; mitochondrial large ribosomal subunit
Molecular function (GO): structural constituent of ribosome; large ribosomal subunit rRNA binding
Source: RefSeq, a predicted model, not a curated record